AUGGCAUACAAUGGCAGGCGGGGUCCUAAUGUCUCGGAGUACAUUGCGAACUUGAAUGCGAUCCCAUCCGCCCAAGACCUACAAUCCUCGCAGGACAACACUUUCAACCUCGAAGAUGACCUGGCUAUGUUCACGAAUACAAACUUCUUUGAUUUCGAUCUAGGAGUACAAGAUGGAGAUAUACUUGGAGGUGGUCCAGAUGCACAAGCUCCCGCUGCUUCAGAGGGAACCGACAUGAAGUCGUUGGAUUUUGGUCUGCAAGGCAACUUCGAGUUUCCAGACUUCAAUGCAUUUGCCCAGCCAACUUCGUUCACCGACGGUAAUGGCCCGAUUCAGCCACCACCCAUCAAUACAAACCAACCUUUGUACCCAGCUCCAUCAAGCGCUGGGUCGCCAGCCUCUGGCUUGACUACACCAGCGACAGGCACGAAGCGAAAGGCUGGAUCCAUGUCUCAGAGCUCACCAGCUCCUGAUUUCGAGGAAGCCUCGCGUAUGGCUGCUGAGGAGGAUAAGCGUCGCCGCAAUACUGCGGCAUCUGCGCGAUUCCGAGUGAAGAAGAAGCAACGUGAACAAGCACUCGAGAAGACAUCCAAGGAAAUGAGCGACAAAGUCAGCGCUUUGGAGGGACGCAUCAACCAACUUGAGACGGAGAACAAAUGGUUGAAGAAUUUGAUUACGGAGAAGAAUGACAACAAAGAGGAUAUCAACUUGUUAUGGAAAAAGUUCAGUCAGGAGACUGCUGUCGGACGGAAAACCUCCGAACGCAAAGACGGCGUAGGAACUAAGGCAUAA
Messenger RNA from Glarea lozoyensis ATCC 20868, 792 nucleotides. RefSeq lists its product as uncharacterized. Gene Ontology annotation, molecular function: RNA polymerase II transcription regulatory region sequence-specific DNA binding; DNA-binding transcription activator activity, RNA polymerase II-specific. Gene Ontology annotation, cellular component: nucleus. The transcript is spliced from 2 exons. Lineage: Eukaryota; Fungi; Ascomycota; Leotiomycetes; Helotiales; Helotiaceae. Bases 1 to 792 code for a protein of 263 amino acids. The record is from RefSeq and is a predicted model, not a curated record. Gene Ontology annotation, biological process: regulation of transcription by RNA polymerase II.